CUACUAUCUUCACCACAUACAACCAGCUACGACCCAUUGAAUCUUCCCACGUGAAGCUUUUGAUCUUUGCACGUCUCAAUAUCUUGAAAGCCCUGGAAUCCUCUCUUUUGCCCAACAACAGUUGCUAUGCCAUUUUUCAAGCUUGACUUGGCUGUCUUUUCCUGGGACUUUUAGAUCCUUUGGACAACAUGAACGAAUGCAAUCGUGCCUAUUUUCCUCGGGAUUGGGCGGUGCCUUUUUACGGCGAUCUGCCAGCUCCACAAGGUUUGCCAGCCAUCAUAUCUUCAAACACAUCUUCGCAAUCUCAGCCCGACAAUACCUACACCAUGGUUCGUCACCUCUUCGAAUCUCACCGAAGUCUCCAAAAUCGAGGAGACCAAAAGGAAUGGCGGUCAAGGCCGGAUCUGGGGCUUUAUACGUGUUCGGCCAUCCAACGAACACUCGUCAAUUAGGGGAACGCGGGGCCGUGGUGAGGUAUUCCCCUUCUCUUCACAGGACCAGUACCCAAAGGACACUGAAGAGGAAGCGGCCAUCUCCUCCAGCCUCUCUUGCACGAUGGCUUGAUAUAGACAGCGAUUGGGAAAGAGAAUUAUACUGGCUAAGUGUUCGGAAGUAUCUUUCGCCCUCAUCACUACCAAAUAUCCUUUUGGAGUACCUUCAUAGGUCCAAAUAUCGUAAUACUACUCCGGGAGCGUUCGAGCAGUCCUUCCACGAUCAAGCCGUGGUCACCCUACGAAAUAGAGGCCUGACAAUGGCUGAUGUCAACAACUGGGCCUGGAUUGUUUCAGCACAAAGUGUAGAUGAGAUGGCCGAGCGAUUUCUCUCCACGGGUUCCAAUAACCCAACUUUUCUCUUGCUUGAAAUACUCCGGCGGGAUAUCCUGCAAGUCAGGACGUUGAAACUAUUACUCUGCUACACCUGGAACCAACUCGUAGGAACACCUCGAUCCAAUCUUACAACAAUCUCUGAAACGGAGCUCAAUGCCAUUGUCGUUCCUCCGUCAGAAGCGCCGCGCAGUCAUCUGAAUCCGUCUAGCCGGCCUCCCACGCUUGAAGAUUCAACCUUUAUCAUGAUAAUAAGCCGCCUUCUACGCCAGGCUCGUCGUAUCUGGGCUCCAGCUGUAGUCAAUAUUUCACAUAUGGCCGGCCUAAUCAUUCAUUUAAUUCUGCAUAGCAACAAUUGUGACCCAAGGCAAUUAGAUCCACGAAUGCACCAUCGACUCUGUCGGAUCUACAACCAUACCCUGCGCUUAUUAGCCUUGCCGGCCUCUAUAGAUCCUCUGAAGUCCAUGAGUUACAAUUGGCGAGCGCAAACUGUUCUUCUAGAGGCUGUCGGGCACCUUAACCCACCGUUGACACUGGAUCAAGAUAGCUACCGUGCUGUUGUUCAAGUGCUGGCUGCUUCUAAAAAGUCUGAGAGAGAAUCAAGGGUUGCAAACCUUAGAACUAGGAGCUGGCCUCCUUGGCGAAUUGAUCAGGACGGCAUGGAUGCGCAACGUUCACUUGAAGAUGAUCUCAGCAGAGUUGUAUCCGCAACAAUGCGAACUAAAGAGUCUGGGUACACGGAAAGUGUAAAGGAUCAAGCAUUUAGGAUCUUAGGAGGUCAGGAGCCUGAUGGAACACCAACGAUCCAGACUCGAAAGCUCAUAAAGCGGAGACCGCGGCCUGCCGAACGCAAAGCUCAUAGUGAUGUCGAGCCAGACCUAUGGGCUGCUAGAAUCGAGGCAACUCGCGAUAUUCAAGAAGCCUGGAGCGCUUUCAAAGGUUUCGAGGAGCAAGGUGGCCAACCGAGCUCACGCAUGUACCUCGCCAUGUUCGAGAAACUCGAUUUUGACAAAGCAAGGUCCGGAAAAAAGGCGCAAUAUGACGCAUCGCCGGGGGAUGGCAAGGAAGUGUUUACCCCUUUGACCGAUAAUGUCAGUACUUUCUAUCGACAACGCCUUCUACCGCCUAGUUUUGAUGAACUCUACGACAAGAUGAUUCAGUCCGGUUCUCGGCCCACUGGCAGACUUCUGACAUUCCUCCUUGGGCAUGCGCGAACUGUGGGUAAAGGUCUGCAGUAUCUACGUGAUAGUCAAGUGAAUCAGCGAGCUGUAGCAUUUCUAUCCGGGGAUAAGGAGAUAUCCCCCGCCAUCCUGGAAAAGUUGCCCGCUUCAACCUUUGCAGCAUUUAUCAUGCUUCUAUGUCGAUUUGCUCCUCGUGCUGUGUGUACAGAAACUUCACCAUCCAAAUCGGAUGAAGCAGAUGAGCACGACGAGAACGCGGAACUUGCUCAAAUUGGUUCUGAGUAUCAAAUCCUGGAACCCAAAAGACACUCGGGGGGGCCACAACUCAAUCCACUUCUUCAUACCAUGGAGCUUCUGAAGGAAAGUCGAACACAUUUUCGGCCUGCAUGGUAUGCAUUAUUCGCCGCUUUGGCUCGACGCGGUGUUAUAAUUGAUCGUGGUCUAGUUGGAGAUCCUAGAAAUGACCUUCUAUCCUGGCAAGUACUGGUCGCUGCACUUGGUGACUUCCACCGAUGUGGUCUUGAACUGGAUCCUCGAGGCUUUCAAAUCAUCUGCCAUGGUCUUGAAAAGGCUGUUCUUGCUUCAUUCGAUGUUACUUUAGCCGAGAAAGUGGCCGCAUUUGCGCAGUAUCCAGUGACCGUGGUCGUGGAUGAGUUCAUGAAGAUGUCUGAGGCUGAGGAGAUGGACCCUCCAUAUCGUAUUCCGAAACUUCUACACUCAAUCGGCGGAGAGCAUCUUCAUGCCUAUGUGCGUGUAUUGGGUCUCAUCGAGGACUAUGAGGGCAUUAUGUAUCUUCUGAAAUGGAUGCGAACGCAUCACGAGGCGUUGGAAGAGAUCGCUAUUCAGUCUCGCAAUGGACCAAAACUCAUUAGGAGGGUCUUCAUUGCGAUGAGAGUUUUCCUCAGUGGCACUGUUUAUGAGGCCGAGGCUGAGAGGCUUAUUGAGAGUGUCGAGAAAUGGGACGGCUGGCCUCAAGAAUUUGAAGCGCAAAAGUAUCUUGAACGAUGGACCGGAAAGCCUAGGAGUGAAGAUGACUCUGAAGAGACGGCUUAACAGAUAUGAUUAUAUGGUUUGGGUUCGCCAUAAUUGUUCCCGAUAUUGUAUUUAUAUAUGAAUGUAAAUGUAAAUGUAAAUAUAAAGACUCUUUGUGAUAUCCGUC
This is a messenger RNA of Amorphotheca resinae ATCC 22711, 3164 nucleotides long. RefSeq lists its product as hypothetical. NCBI's taxonomy places the organism in Eukaryota, Fungi, Ascomycota, Leotiomycetes, Helotiales, Amorphothecaceae. The record is from RefSeq and is a predicted model, not a curated record. The transcript is spliced from 3 exons. The coding region runs from base 386 to 3058 and encodes 890 amino acids.